AUGGCUACUGUAUCCACCAACCUCCCCGGUCCUAGCAAGAAUACCGCGUUAUACAUCGCGAUACCAGUGGUGGUGAUCGUCUUUUUGUCUGCCUUCAUGCUUGUUUGUAGGUGUAAGAGAAACCUACGUUCUCCCGAAGUACGACUGCCACCACCUAAGAAUCCAAUCCUUCUACAGUAUUACGAACGAGAGCGAUUUGCGUCGAAUGUCCCCGGUCCUCCGAACGAUAACGCUCCUCCGCCUCGUACCCAUUUGAAUAUGCCCAUCCCUUCUCCUGCACCGACUUCUCAAUAUCCAGCUCUCCCUAUUACCGCGCUCUCUCAUACAUCCACCCAACCCUCCUCUUCUGAGUUCCCUGUCGUGCUCACAGUGGACUCACUGCAAGAACCCGGUCCCCCCGAGCCGGUCCCAACGAGCCUUUUGGAGCGUAUGCGCGAGGUGCAGAGGUUGAUGAUGGAGAUCCACAAGCUGGAGGGUCGUCCAGGAGCUACGGAGCAGGAGCAGGAAGCAAAUCUCCGGAAGAUUCGAGAGCUGCAACGGCGUAUCACAGAGCUCAGCGAACGCGAAGGCGAUCGGGGCGUGGAAGGGACAUCGUCGCCCGCGACACCCGAAAUACGCGAACCACCACCCGCCUAUGCACUCACAUCAUGA
Messenger RNA from Cyclocybe aegerita, 651 nucleotides. NCBI's taxonomy places the organism in Eukaryota, Fungi, Basidiomycota, Agaricomycetes, Agaricales, Hemipholiotaceae. The record is from the annotation of a GenBank genome assembly.